GGGCACGGGGGUGGGCGGAGUGGUUGCUGUGGUGCGCGGUGGUGUCGGAGGUAGUGGGGAGCGGGGCCUUUGGGGCCUCGCCAGGGCCGUAGCGGCCGCAGUUGGCCCCCCUCCCCUACCCCGGCCGGUGGCCGGAAGAGUUCAGGAAGGGGGCCGGGAGGACCCGCCCCCGGCCGGCCGCAGUCAUGAACUCCAACGUAGAGAAUCUGCCCCCCCACAUCAUCCGCCUGGUGUACAAGGAGGUGACGACACUAACCGCAGACCCACCCGAUGGCAUUAAGGUGUUCCCCAACGAGGAGGACCUCACCGACCUGCAGGUCACCAUCGAGGGCCCUGAGGGGACCCCAUAUGCUGGAGGUCUGUUCCGCAUGAAACUCCUACUAGGGAAGGACUUCCCUGCCUCCCCACCCAAGGGCUACUUCCUCACUAAGAUCUUCCACCCGAAUGUGGGUGCCAAUGGUGAGAUCUGCGUCAACGUGCUCAAGAGGGACUGGACAGCUGAGCUGGGCAUCCGACAUGUGCUGCUGACCAUCAAGUGCCUGCUGAUCCACCCUAACCCUGAGUCUGCACUGAACGAGGAGGCAGGCCGCCUGCUCUUGGAGAACUACGAGGAGUAUGCCGCCCGGGCCCGUCUGCUCACAGAAAUCCAUGGUGGCGCUGGUGGGACCAGCAGUAUGAGGGCUGAGGCCAGCAGAGCCCUGGCCAGUGGCACUGCGACCUCUUCCACUGACCCUGUGGCCCCUGGGGGCCUGGGAGGGGCCGAGGGUCCCAUGGCUAAGAAGCAUGCUGGUGAGCGAGAUAAGAAGUUGGCAGCCAAGAAAAAGACGGACAAGAAGCGGGCGCUGAGGAGGCUGUAGUGGGCUCUUCUCCCUCUCUCCCUGACCCAACCUCCACUCCUGUUCCCUUCCUUCCCACUCUGUCUCUAAGUUAUUUAAAUUAUGGCUGGGGUGGGGGAGGGCAUGGGAGGGCACUGGGACCUGGAUUUGUUUUUCUAAAUAAAGUUGGAAAAGCAG
Castor canadensis (American beaver) is the source of this 1013-nucleotide messenger RNA. RefSeq names its product ubiquitin conjugating enzyme E2 S (gene Ube2s). The record is from RefSeq and is a predicted model, not a curated record. Lineage: Eukaryota; Metazoa; Chordata; Mammalia; Rodentia; Castoridae.